AUGACGCUUAAAUACCUCAUAACAGGCGCCACAGGUGGUCUUGGCAGCCAAGUCCUCGCCUAUCUCUCCAAACAUCUACCAUCAACCGAGUAUGCCGCUGCAUCCUCCAACGAAGCUAGCCGCUCUCAAUUCGAAGAGGCCGGGAUAUCCUUCCGGGUUGCGAACUUUGAUGAUCCUGCGACACUAGAUACAGCCUUUGCGGAUGUUGAGAAUGUGUACUUUGUUAGUACGAAUACGUUUGACAAUGAGCGGAGGAAGGUGCAGCAUCGUAAUGUGGUGGAAGCUGCUAAGAGGGCUGGUGUUAAACAUGUAUGGUACACGUCUCUGGCUUUUGGUGGAUUAGGUUCAGACUCGAAGGUUUCUGUGCAGCAAGCUCAUCUCGAGACCGAGAAGAUGCUGAAAGAGUCAGGUGUUACAUACACCUCCAUCCGCGAAGGCAUCUAUGGCGACGCUUUUCCUCUCUUCCUCCAAUGGUACCCCAGCACCGAGACCAUAGUCUUGCCCGAAGACGGGGUCAUUACAUAUACAUCCCGCGAAGAGCUAGGUGAAGCAAACGCCAAACUCCUCCUGAAGGGCGGACAUGAGAACGAAAUCGUACUUCUGACUGCCAACGAGCCACUCCGAGGAGCGGACAUCAUUAAAAUCAUCAACGAAACGACCAACCGCAACGUUAAGCUGAAGCUCGUAUCACCGGAAGAGUAUGUUAGAUAUCAUACAGAAAAUGACAUUGGUAAGAAGCCAGAGUCGUUCUGGCGCUCGAGACUGUCUUGGUUUGAAGGUAUAGCGAAGGGGGAUGCAGAUGUGUCGAAUCCGUUGAUGAGGGAGCUUUUGGGUAGGGAGCCGAAGACUGGGAGUCAAGUGAUUCGAGAGUUAUUGAAGGAGAAUCCGGAUUAUACGUGGCAUCAAAAUUAUAUCGAUCAGGCUCAGUAUAAGGCUACUUUGUCGAAGAAAUAG
Messenger RNA from Talaromyces amestolkiae, 954 nucleotides. RefSeq lists its product as uncharacterized. Bases 1 to 954 code for a protein of 317 amino acids. The record is from RefSeq and is a predicted model, not a curated record. NCBI's taxonomy places the organism in Eukaryota, Fungi, Ascomycota, Eurotiomycetes, Eurotiales, Trichocomaceae. The transcript has 3 exons.